UGUCUGUCCAAUUUUGGAUACUCUGCAGCCUUCCAUAAUGAACGGCACUAAGAAUGGGACAGUGGUGGCCAACACCACUAACAGCCUGGACGACAGUGGAGCUGUGGUCCUGGAGUCUGUCUCUAUCAUCAUCAUAGCCAUGCUGGCAUGUCUGGGGAACCUGGUCAUUGUGGUGACACUGUAUAAGAAGCCCUACUUACUGACACCCAGCAACAAGUUUGUCUUCAGCCUGACCUUAUCCAAUUUGCUGCUUUCUGUACUAACUCUGCCCUUCGUUGCGUCCAGCUCAGUGCACAGGGAUUGGAUGUUUGGGGUGGUGUGGUGCAACUUCACAGCAUUGCUCCAUCUACUCGUCAGCUCAUCUAGCAUGCUUACACUGGGGGCCAUAGCCAUUGACAGGUACUAUGCUGUGUUGUAUCCCAUGAACUACCCCAUGAAAAUCACGGGAAACCGAGCUGUGCUCACCAUUGUUUACGUGUGGCUCCACUCCCUGGUCGGAUGUCUGCCGCCACUUUUCGGAUGGUCUUCGUUCGAGUUUGACCGUUUCAAGUGGACUUGCACAGUGGCUUGGCACAAAGAGAUCAGUUAUACUGCCUUCUGGGUUAUGUGGUGCUGCCUUCUCCCCUUGGCGGCAAUGCUGGUCUGCUAUGGAGUCAUCUUCCGUGUGGCCCGCAUCAAAGCGCGCAAGGUUUACUGCGGUAGUGUGGUGGUUGCUCAAGAAGAGUCCAGCUUUCAGAAGAACGGCCGCAAGAACUCCAAUACUUCCACCUCGUCAAGUGGUAGCCGCAAGAGCCUGAUCUACUCUGGGAGCCAGUGCAAGGCCUUUGUCACCAUUCUGGUAGUGCUGGGAACAUUUCUGACCACUUGGGGUCCAUAUGUGGUGGUGAUUAGCACUGAAGCAAUGUGGGGCCAAGACAGUGUUUCUCCACAGAUGGAGACAUUGGUCUCUUGGCUGUCAUUUACCAGUGCUGUGUGUCACCCACUUAUUUAUGGGCUGUGGAACAAGACCGUACGCAAGGAGCUGUUGGGCAUGUGCUUUGGUGAUCGCUAUUACAGAGAGUCUUUUGUUAUACGACAUAGGAACUCUCGCCUCUUUAGCAUCUCCAACAGGUUAACGGAUCUGGGGAUGUCUCCUCACCUGACGGCCAUGCUAGUGGGCGGUGGGCAGCUCCUCGGGCGUAGCAGCAGCACGGGAGACACUGGCUUCAGCUACACGCAAGACUCUGCUACAGACGUCAUGCUGUUGGACAGCUACACCUCAGAGCCCUCCCACUCCGCCCACUGUGCAGCCAAUAAGAGAAGCUCGGUCACAUUUGAGGACCAAGUGGACAACAUCCCUAAAGGUGAUCCCUCAAUGGUACAAGUGACAGCAGACAUCCACAAGUCUUUGGACAGCUUUGCAUCUUCUCUGGCGAGGGCUAUAGAGAACGAUGCCAAGCUUCAACUCUUUGGGGAAUGUACUCAAAUACCCAAAAGCCUGUUUACAGUACAGAAUACACAGAGAGGUCCCCGAUAUUUGGAUGGACAGAGACUAAGAAUGGAAAGCAUCGAUGAAGGAAUUGUUAAAGAUGAUGAUGAUGAGGAGGAAGAGGCGCUUCAGGAAAAAAUAUUAGAUACUAUUAUGUAGUCCCUUGACUCAAUGACCCUUAAGGACCAGGCCAUUGCAUAAUCUGCAGCCUUGAAGGUACAGAACAUCAGUGAAAUGUUUACACCGUGUGGUUUGUGUAAUUAACAUACUAGGUAAAAAACUUGGGGGAGUAUUCACUGGUGUGAACAAAGACUUUCAAUGAUUGUGAAGAGGAUGUACCUUUACAGUUUAUCUCAAUCUAUUUUACACAUUUCGCCAAACUCAAGUCACUGCUCUAAAAACAAUUAACACAGCAAUCUGAACACUGUAAUUGUCCUAAACAAUUAUAAAUAGAGAGACGAGUAACGACAGAAGAGGCUGAGAAGUCCCUCUAAUUGAUCAUGUUACAAAUCACGUUAAACUUCCUCAUCCUCUUUCCAGAGGAAAAUCUGUAAAAAAAAAUUUUGUAUAAUAAACAAAAUGAAAUUCAGAUAAAGUUUUCAAAAACACAUGGAAAAAGGUAGGUAUUGUGGAUUUUUAUGACAAAAGUGUUGUUUCAAUGGUAGAGUUGUGUGUCUAUCAAUGAAAAUGCUAUGAAUUCAAUAGAGAACACUUGAUUUAGUUUUAAUACAUGCAUUAUCAGAAAAUAAUACAGUGCUUGAUUAUGCGGUGAAGUUGACUUGUUCUACAAAAUUGUCAGUUUCAAUGGCUGUGUGCAUUGUUUUGAGAGCAUGAAUUAUAGUUUGGAGAAAUGUGUAAAAUCGAUCGAGGAAAAAUUGAAAUGGAAAGGUCAGGUACUAGCCUAACUGUCAUUCACGAGAUUAUUUUUUUUUUGUAAAAUUACAAAAUGAUGCUGUGAAAAUCAUGUAAGGACCUUGUAUAUUAUCAGUUAUCUUACCACUAUUGGGUGCUAUGUGUAUUAUGUUUACUCUUUCCUUACAAGGAAGCUGUAACCACUCCAAUUUAUAGCUGUGUAGUAAUUACAUACUGACUUAUGUAUGGAACUAUUUGCCAAGAGAAAGGAGAUCCUGUCCUAUUUCAAGUUCAGGUUUAUUAAUAUAAAAGUGCCAUUAAGUUAAAGUUGAAGGAUGGCAUAAAUUGUAUACCAAAUUAUUUUGCGGGGGACUUUUUCCAAAAAUGAAAACACUUAUUCUGGCCCUCAAAGGCUAUGCUUAUAACAUUUGCUUUGUUAUUGAAUGGACCACAGGAGAAUUAUUUACUGUAUGUAACUGAUAAACCUGAAGUUAAUAAAAGCGAGAAAUCCCCUUAAAAGGCAUAAUAUUAUUAAAUAUCAAUAUUUUGGCUGAAUCUAGUAGUGUUGGAAAGCAAGGGCAAUAUGGUUUCUACAUCCGCAGUGUCACAAUUUAAGUCAUUUUUGUACAACGGUACAAUUGUAUUUCAAGAGUUUAUGUAAAGUUCAUCAACGUGCUCUUACUACCUUGUUGAUUUUAUUUUGUAUACUCUGAAAACAGGAUCAUUUAAGGUGCUGUAAGCAAAUAUUAUAUAUAUUUUGGGGGGAUGGUCUACAGAAAAGUUUCCUACUCCCUAAAAUAUAUCCCUGAAAUAAAUGUCCUGAGAUAUUACUCCAGUCUCUGUGACAGAUCUGGACUCUAAACCACAAACAAAUUUGUCCACAGGCUUUGGCGCUUUUGCCUGUCAGCAAUCAUAUCUCUGCUCUUUAAGUCUACAAAAUGCCAAAACAGUCUUAAUACUUUGAAGCUCAAAAAAGCAUAAAGGCAGAAUACAAGUAAUUAAUAUGGCUCCAGUGAUUAAAGAUUUGAUAAGUGUGGGUGAGAAAUGGAUCAAAAUUCCUUUUUUACUUUAAAUUCUCUUCCUUGCCCAGUAGGUGGUGAUAUGCAUAAAGAAUGCGAAUUGCCAUAAACAAAAGAACUCCUCUUAGGAGAGAAGAGCACUUAGGAGGGCUGUUUGAAAGAGAAGAUUUAUAGUGGUAAAAAAGGGACAUGGUAUUAACCACUGGAGUCACAUGGGUUAAUUUUAUGCUGCCUUUGUACUUUUUGAGGUUCAAAGUUUUUGAAUGGACCAACAGAGCUGAGAUCUUCUUUUGUGUUCCGCAGAAGAAAGUCAUACACAUCUGGGAUGGCAUGAGGUUGCAUAAAUUAUGAGAAACCUUUCAUUGUUGGGUGAACUAUUAUAUAAUAGUUGUUGGUUGUUUGACCACUGUGGGAACACACACACCAAUGCUGCCCUUCUGCUCAGUGUCCAUUUUAACAGUAUCUUUGUGAGCUGGGUUUUGGAAAGAGGGGGCAUGGCUAAUUAAACGGCUCAGUCUCUUGGAAUUUAGUAUGGCUAAAAGUGCGUACAGCACCUUUAAAGCAGCCUGUUGACCAGUCAUUCCUGGAAUCUUACACCAGAAACACUCUUCACAAGGAUGCGUAUACAAAUGCAAGAGCUUGGCCAACACAACGCUAACACUUGGUCUGGUUGAACAUGCUUUUUAACUUUCCUUUUCUUGCAUUGCUGUGGCAGUUGAGACUGCACUGCUAUAUUUGGAAAGCAAUAACAUUGCACAAACUUGAUCUUACAAGCAUGAAACUACUGUAUUCACGUAUUGCGUAGAGUAUGUUUGGGCCUUUUAUAGAAAAUUAUUUAUAUACCAAUAUCAGUACACAAGUAUUUUGAAGGCUACAGAUUACAUUACAAUUCUGUCUGAGAGAAGGCUGCUAUUUGCAGUCCACAACAAAUUAAUGUUGAAGUUUUGUACUGUGUCAGUGUAAUUAAAUUCUUUUAUGGGUUCUCCACAAGCUUUCAGUCACUUUUUGUUAAAUUCACAACACAUUUAAUGUCUUCUGGUACAUGUUUGAAAAGAAUUCAGAACUUAAUCUGUGCACAAACAUUUUAAAAGGCUUACAUUCCUUAACAGUGCUGGAUGAGGUUGGAAUAGAAUGGCACACUAGAUGAGAUUUUUCAUCUGAGUGGCUCCCAGCAAUCACAAGUCACUUAGCAGAAUGCUCAAGCCAACAGCUGCCAAAACAAAGGCCAUCUGUGCUGUUAAGCGAGUGAAACACGACCUGCCAAUUAACGCUAGAGCCAUUUGGUUUGACAGCAGUAGGUUUGUAUGAAUUGACUAAU
Molecule: messenger RNA, 4657 nt
Organism: Xyrauchen texanus (razorback sucker)
Lineage: Eukaryota; Metazoa; Chordata; Actinopteri; Cypriniformes; Catostomidae
Product: G-protein coupled receptor 161
Exons: 5
Coding region: 38-1627 (529 amino acids)
Biological process (GO): G protein-coupled receptor signaling pathway
Cellular component (GO): recycling endosome; membrane
Molecular function (GO): G protein-coupled receptor activity
Source: RefSeq, a predicted model, not a curated record